Molecule: messenger RNA, 1810 nt
Organism: Tarenaya hassleriana
Lineage: Eukaryota; Viridiplantae; Streptophyta; Magnoliopsida; Brassicales; Cleomaceae
Product: putative E3 ubiquitin-protein ligase UBR7
Exons: 6
Coding region: 261-1472 (403 amino acids)
Cellular component (GO): cytoplasm
Molecular function (GO): zinc ion binding; ubiquitin protein ligase activity
Source: RefSeq, a predicted model, not a curated record
AAACGGCGCAUGGAAUUCCAUCAAAUGGGGCUUAUUGGCGGGAAAAUGUCCGUACAGUCCUUGUUCAUUAUAUAGCUAUUACUGGAAAACCCACCUCCUUCCCUUUUAACAUCGCGAAAUGUCCCCCAAUUCCUCAUUCCGCCAUUGAUUUCAUCUGCUCGCGAGAGUAACAGAGCCUAAUAUCAGAAACUUUUCGAUUGGGCUGUCCGGGUUGACAAUCGUGAAGAAUAAACGGUUCCGAAUCACUGGGUUCUGCGAAAAUGGCCUCGGGCGAGUUCGACGAUGAAGCGGAGGCGACUGUGUCGAUCAAUGAAUAUAUCGAGAGCAUAGAAGCCGACGAACUGGAAGCAGAUUUGGUUUUGGGUGGAGACGAGGGCGAUGAGUGUACGUAUGCAAAGGGUUAUAUGAAGAGGCAAGCCAUUUUCUCAUGCUUGACUUGUACCCCCGAGGGAAGUGCCGGAAUUUGCACAGCUUGCUGUUUAUCAUGCCACGACGGCCAUGAGGUUUUGGAACUCUGGACCAAGAGAAAUUUCAAAUGUGAUUGUGGGAACUCAAAGUUUGGGGCUUUCGCAUGUAAGCUUCUCCCAAGCAAAGAUGCGGAAAAUUCUGAGAAUUCUUACAAUCACAACUUCAAAGGUUUGUACUGCACUUGCGACCGACCCUACCCCGACCCGAAUGUGGAAGAGCAGGAGGAGAUGAUACAGUGCUGUAUAUGCGAAGACUGGUUUCAUGAGGAGCAUCUCGGUCUGAAUUCCACCGGUGAUUUUAGUAGUCAGCAGCAGAUUCCAAGAGACGAGGAAGGGGAGCCGGUGUAUGAGGAUUUCAUUUGCAAACUCUGCUCGCCCAUUUGUUCGUUUCUGGCACUUUAUCCCGAAAACCUUUGGGUUGCUCGGACAGAAACCACUGGUUCUGCUGAUGCCUGUUCAGGCAAAACCGAGUCAAAGGAAACCUGUACAGAUGCUAGACCCGACAAGCUUGAGAAUGGUAAUGAACCUGAAAAAACUGUUGUCGGAGAUAGCUCCCAGAGUAACGACGACUCAAAAUCCAUCGAGGGGCUGUCUGCUUGUGUUAUCCCGACAGAUCCGAAGUCUUGUCCUCAUGAGUUUGAGAGCAAACCGCUGUUUCUGUCCAAAAACUGGAGGGACAUCCUAUGCAGAUGUGAGAAAUGCUUAGAGAUGUACAGCCAGAGGAACAUUGGCUAUUUACUUGACGUGGAGGACACAAUAGCUGAGUAUGAGAAGAGGGCAAAGCAGAAAAGAUCGGAGAAACUGGAGCGACAAGAGGGCGAAACCUUAGAUCUUCUCAACAACCUCGACCACGUAGCCAAGAUGGAGAUUCUGCAUGGCAUCAAAGACUUCAAAGAAGAGUUCCGUGGUUUAUUGGAGACUGCUGGGCCGUCAAAGACCAUAACACCUGCAGAUGUUGAGAAAAUGUUUCAUAAUCUGAAGAACAAGCGCAAACGCAUGGAAUGAGAGACGCUGUCAUGCCAUGGCAUGGCAUGGCAUGGCAUCACAUGGGCUUUCAGGUACUCUCUGCAUCUCUUUGCUUCCUUUUGUCGCCUGUUCUUCUUGGUAGAUUCCAAAAGUGCACUAAAAAGUUUGUAGACUUGUUAACGUUCUAGUUUCCCUUUUAUCUAUAUGGUAUGAGAAUGAGACUGCUCUCUUGUACGGACCGUGCCAGUUAGCUUAUUAUAAGAACUAUAUAUAUAUAUAUAUAUGGAAUAGUUGUGCAAACUAAGUGAUGCUUUAGUUCGGUUGCUACACAGAUUUCUUGCCCUCCGGUUCUGAUGUAACAUUUUUUUGGGCUUUCA